This is a messenger RNA of Betta splendens (Siamese fighting fish), 3959 nucleotides long. Its product is annotated as zinc finger protein 470-like. The record is from RefSeq and is a predicted model, not a curated record. NCBI's taxonomy places the organism in Eukaryota, Metazoa, Chordata, Actinopteri, Anabantiformes, Osphronemidae. Bases 170 to 1483 code for a protein of 437 amino acids. The transcript is spliced from 3 exons. Gene Ontology annotation, cellular component: nucleus.
AUCACCGGGACGAGACGGGAGCGAUAGACCGUGAGCUCGACACGACGACGGACGACUGCGACGGAAAGCAACACGGAGGACGAAGGGCCAAAACCGGGACCGAACAGCAAUCAACGCAACGAACGGAGGAAUCGGCCGGGUUGGGAUCCACCUGCCUCCUCGAACAACCAUGGAAGUACAGAAAACGAAACAAAGAGGAAGACGAUACUCAACACAGUAUCUUUGUCAGGAAUGUGACCGUACCUUCACCAGAUCAUCAGCGCUGAAGAAUCAUCAGAAGCUUCACUCUAGAGAGAAACUAUACAGCUGUGACCAGUGUGGCAAAACAUUUACUGGCAGAGGUAACCUACAGAGUCAUCAGCAAGUUCAUGCAGGAGAAAGACCAUACACCUGCACCGAAUGUGGAGCAGCAUUUAAAAGGUCAAGUACGUUGACAAUCCACAAUCGUGUUCACACUGGAGAGAAACCAUACUCAUGUGAACAGUGUGGAAAAGCAUUCUCUUGCAGAAGUCAUUUACAGAGUCACCAACGUGUUCACACAGGAGAGAAACCAUACUCAUGUGAACAGUGUGGAAAAGCAUUCGGUCACAGACCUGAUUUAAUGAGACACAAACUUGUUCACACGGGAGAGAAGCCUUAUAUUUGUGAACAAUGUGGAAAAGCAUUCUCUCAGCGCAAUAGCUUAAUGAUACACAGACGUUUUCACACUGGAGAGAAGCCUCAUUCGUGUGAACAGUGUGGUAAAGCAUUCUCUCAACGCAGUCAUCUACUGAUUCACCAACAUGCUCACACGGGAGAGAAGCCUCACUCAUGUGAACAGUGUGGAAAAGCAUUCGCUCAACACAGAAGUUUACUGACUCACCAACGUGUUCACACUGGCGAGAAACCUCAUCCUUGUGAACAGUGUGGAAAAGCAUUCUCUCAGCGCAGUCAUUUACUGAGUCACCGACGUGUUCACACCGGAGAGAAGCCUCAUAUUUGUGAACAAUGUGGAAAAGCAUUCUCUCAACGCAGUCAAUUACUGACACACCAACGUGUUCACACGGGAGAGAAGCCUUACUCAUGUGAACAGUGUGGCAAAGCAUUCUCUGACAGCAGUCAAUUACUGAUUCACCGACGUGUUCACACAGGAGAGAAGCCUUACUCAUGUGAACAAUGUGGAAAAGCAUUCUCUCAACGCAGUCAUUUACUGAUUCACCGACGUGUUCACACCGGAGAGAAGCCUCACUCAUGUGAACAGUGUGGAAAAGCAUUCGCUCAACACAGAAGUUUACUGACUCACCAACGUGUUCACACUGGCGAGAAGCCUCAUAUUUGUGAACAAUGUGGAAAAGCAUUCUCUCAACGCAGUCAAUUACUGAUUCACCAACGUUCUCACACAGAAGAGAAGCCUCACUCGUGUGAACAGUGUGGAAAAGCAUUCUCUGACAGCAGUCAUUUACGGAGACACCAACGUGUUCACAAUAAUGAGGCUUCUCUCUAGUGUAAACAGUGUGGGAAAGUAUUUGUGAUGUUACAUGUGCUGCCUUUCUCGUGCCCCAGUAAAGGUUGUGUGGCAUCACCAUUAGGCCAAUAGGCGAAAGACAACAUUGAAACAAAAACUAGGCUAAACAUAAUUUAGAUGUCAGCCAUAAUAGCUUCAGUUUCUUUUCUAUUCUGCGUCAGCGACGUGCCCGGGGUGGGGAAUAGCCACUGCCUAUUUGCCCUCACAAUUCAAAGUGCCCUGAACAAUGGCAAAUAAUUAAUUUUUUUCCUACUCCACUCUGGGUUUUACCUUUCUCGUUCAAGCCCAAAUAGCCACAGUCUCUGUCAGUCUCUGCCCUUAAAAAUGUCUGCACAGCACUGGCCUGUGUAAUGAAAAUAAUGUCUUAUCAUAUAGUCUUAUCCUUUAGUUUAUGCCCCAUUGUGUGCAUGGAAUUCAUCUCAUUCGGGUUGUCAUAUCAGUUUUAAGUAUUGUAUGGGGAAAAAGUGUUCUUCCUUAUUCUGUGUGUUUUUUAUAUGAUUUAUGAUUAAUGUUCUGCAAUUAAUAACUUGUGUUUUGUCUUACAUCUGUUUUAUGUACUUGACAUUUCACCUAGAUUGUUCAAUAGUGGUCUCUGCCUGAUAGAAUCUGGACUCUAGCUCCCAAACCCAAGGCCAGGGAGUUCUGUCUCUCUGUCUGUUAACUGUUAUAACACUCCCCCCUUUUUAUUAUACAUUAAUCAAACACUAAGAAUAAAAAUUGUCAAACAUAGCAUUUCCUAAUAAUAAAAGACCCUUGCAAAUAAAACAAUAAGUGUUUUAACUCAUCAAAAUUCAAAAAUACAGCUUCAUAUAAAAUGCAGGUAACUUAGGGAGGUUGGGAGCUGUUUUUGUGGGUACCAAAAUCAUCAUCAAACUCAUUAAGUGAAUUAGAGUCAGGGUUUCUGAACAUAGUGCAUUGUGUCAUUUGAUACGAGAGUGCUGCUGAGGUCACACGCAUGACAAGCCCUCUAAUCAGUGGGAUAACGCAACAACCAAGCAAGAGAAUCACAGCCAUCACAAUGAUAAAGGAAACAGCUGCAGACAUGAGAACAGAUUUCCACUUUCCAGAUAUUUCGUCUAGCCAAUUCCAAGAGGAAGAAUUUGUACCAGAGUUAGCUGAGACUCUGAAGGCCGUGCAACACCUUCGCCACAGUACCAUUAGAAUCAGUAUUAUUUGGGAUACAAGUACAACAUGCCUCUUCGAACAUAACACAUGCCUCGUUUGUCGUUUGCUAACAACAUGUCUACUGUCAUUUGAUUCUGCCGUCUGGGAUGUAAGAGCCAAUUGUUCAGACAUGACCUUCAUGCCAUCAUAACAUUAAUGAAACGCCAUUGAUUGUAAUAAAACAGUUAAUGUAUGUUAACCAUAAUUCCAGUGGGGUUCUGUUUCAUAUAAUCUUAAAAUACAUUUCAUGCUUUUGGAUUUUUAAUUGUACAUUUGGAUCUAGAGAAUCAGGGAUUAACCAGAAUGAUGAUGCAUUUGCUGCUUGUGUUGUCUUAUAACCAUUUGAACUAUUUGUUGUUGUGAAAUGUUCUCAUUCACAAAAAGUGUAAAAUUACACAGAAACAUCAUAUCAUCAAGGUAAUAAUCAGAGUAACAUAAAAUGAAUUCUAACAGCAUGGUUGCAAUUGAUUUCUCCUAACGGUUCGCUUCGUCCUGUUGAACAGUAGCGUUAGAUGGUUUCAUACCUGUGUGUUGAUGGUGGACAGUGACAGUUUGUUGGGGUCCUUCAGGUUGUGAUCAGCUGAUCACAGAGACAUUUAGGAUUUGUCAUCACUGCCAGGUUUCCCUCCCAAUGUUGUUUGAGCCACUGUCACUUCUGUUAUGUGAAGAGUCUACACGUCGUCCAGCGUUGGCAACUUAAGACUGCUCGUGUGUGUUUUCUCAGGAACGUGUCACCUGUUGGGAAAUCUGAAUUGUGGGGAAAAAGUGUUUGGGCGGCACGGCUUGUCAUCAGGCCCAAACCAGACUCCAUGGCUACAAGUGGAACCAUUCGUCUGCCAGAGUCUGUGUUCCUGUGAGGUAGAAAAUGUUUAAAGCACAGGGAGAGAUGAGGAAGGAGAGGGUAGAGAGUGUUGGAGAGGGAAACAAGGAUCAGGAGAGGAAAUGAGGAUCAGGAGAGGGAAGAGUUGCCGGGCAGCGACCUUUGCAGCAGCGUCUACAGCUGCAUGUCGGCAGAAACAAGUCGUCACUGAUGGUGUGAGUCGGACAGUUACAAACAGCAUUAGUUGUAGGUGGCAGGACAAUGUCCAGCAAAGCAGCAACCUUAUGAUGGUGUAAGAUAGGUUUGCAAUCAGACUUCAAAAGCUUCCUAAGCUUCCGUAGCACCAAAGUGUGACAUUAAAAGCAUCUAUGCAGUCUGUGUGGAUGUUAACAGGCGCUCCUUCUGCUAGUUUACUGAGUCAGAUCAGGAAGAUCCAAAGUAGGAGCUUGCUGAAGAGCAAGCAUGAGGUCA